GUUACUGAGGCGGUGACUGUCCUCCCUUCUGCUGCUUACAGAGAUAAGAGCCAAAAAAAAAACGACUUAUGUGUCAGAAAACAGCCGCAGUUUGCCCUUGACUUCAACGGCUUGCAUUUGUUCCCAAUGACUGAUUCAGGCCUGCUCGAUAAGAAGCUGGGAGUAGAGGAUGGAGGCGCGGGGAGAAAGAGCAAGAAGAAGCCAAAGGGCGAAGACGCUUGGAGACCACUGGGACCCAGAGACCCGUUUGCUAUGCUGGAUGCUCUGCCAGAGAAGAAGCAACAAGAGAUCCAGAAAGCCCUCCACCUCUUUGCUCUAGGUCCAAGUCCACCCAGGAGUCUGCAGGAGGCCGAGAGACACACUUAUCGCUUCUGGGAUACACAGCCUGUCCGUAGACUGAAGGACAAUGCUACAAGUCACGGUCCAAUAGUAGAGAGUGAGGCCGGUGUUCGCAAAGAUCCGUACUCUCUGCCUCAAGGUUUUUUUUGGGACACCCUGGAUCUGAAUAGCUCCUCUGUCCUGCGAGAGCUUUGCGCUCUGUUGAAUGACAACUACACAGAGGAUGAUGACAACACCUUCAGACAUGACUUUUCUCCUGAGUAUCUGCAGUGGACUUUACAGCCUCCUAACUGGCUGACCCAGUGGCACUGCGGUGUGCGCGUUAGCGCCAACAAGAAGCUAGUCGGCUUCAUCGCUGCUGCUCCUGCCCACCUCCGAGUAUAUGAAACCCUGAGGCAGAUGGUGCACGUCAAAUUCCUGUGCGUUCAUAAGAAGCUGCGCCUCAAGCGCAUGACUCCAGUUCUGAUCAGAGAGGUCACCAGGCGGGUCAACCAGCAGGGCCUGUGCCAGGCUGUCUACACAGCUGGGGUGGUGCUGCCAGCUCCUCUGAGCUCUUGCAGAAUCCGGGAGCGGCCUCUGAAUGUUCAGAAGCUAAUGGAGGUGAACUAUCCAGGACUGAAACCGGACGUGAGUCUGCAGCGAGCGCUCAGGUUUAAUCGCCUGCCAGAGGUGAGGAAACGCUGCCACCUAGAGACACCCCCCCCCAUACAGGAUGAUGAUGGCAAAGUGACGGACAUGGUGAGCUUCUACGGUACUGCCUUCAGGGUGCUGAAUCACCCAAUACACACUGACCUGAGAGCAGCCCAUCUCCUGUGUGCAGUGUCAUCUGUCCCCGAGCCGACUGACCUCAUCGAGGACGCCCUGGUUCUUGCCAGAGCUAAAGGCUUUGACGUCUUCACCGCCCUCAAUGUGAUGGGUAACACGACUUUCCUGACAAAACUGAAGUUCAGUGACAGUGAAAUAAGCCUUCAUUACUACCUCUACAACUGGCAGUGUCCCGACAUAAGCCCUGACAAGGUGGGUAUUGUGCUGCCCAGCUAAUCAGAUGUCACAUUCAGACAGAUGG
Cynoglossus semilaevis (tongue sole) is the source of this 1405-nucleotide messenger RNA. Its product is annotated as glycylpeptide N-tetradecanoyltransferase 2-like. The record is from RefSeq and is a predicted model, not a curated record. NCBI's taxonomy places the organism in Eukaryota, Metazoa, Chordata, Actinopteri, Pleuronectiformes, Cynoglossidae. Gene Ontology annotation, cellular component: cytoplasm. Gene Ontology annotation, biological process: N-terminal peptidyl-glycine N-myristoylation. The transcript has 11 exons. Bases 127 to 1380 code for a protein of 417 amino acids. Gene Ontology annotation, molecular function: glycylpeptide N-tetradecanoyltransferase activity.